Messenger RNA from Mytilus trossulus (common blue mussel), 2460 nucleotides. Its product is annotated as speedy protein 1-B-like. The transcript has 6 exons. Bases 99 to 1175 code for a protein of 358 amino acids. The record is from RefSeq and is a predicted model, not a curated record. Gene Ontology annotation, molecular function: protein kinase binding. Gene Ontology annotation, biological process: positive regulation of cyclin-dependent protein serine/threonine kinase activity. Lineage: Eukaryota; Metazoa; Mollusca; Bivalvia; Mytilida; Mytilidae.
ACCCGAAUAUCUAUUUACAUUUGCAGACGACAAAGUUGCAGGUGCGACCGGAACAGCUGAUUUGCAAUAGACAUUAUACAUUUUUGCUCGAAUCACAGAUGCUUCCAAGUUUCACACAUUCGUUUCUUAAGCCAAAACUAAAACGCCACAAGUCAUUUUCAACUAACAGUUGUCAAGUAUUGCAUUCAGACAGGAACGAAGAAUUUAUGGAUGUAGUUGAUUAUGCAGAACAUGAAACAGCAAAUCUUCCAAAAAAGCAUAGACCGAAUGAACGUGUUCAAGUCAUACAAAUACCACCACUGGAACAAGCAAAUGAACUCACAGAAUAUCACAAUCGCUGUCAUUAUGAAGCAAAUCGAGGACACGAGAUAAUAACACAACCAAGAUCAAUGCCAAUAAUAGCUGACACAAAUGGACACUUGGUUGCAAGUACAACUUCUAGCAGCUUUUCGUUAUUCCAAAGACAUGAGGUAUCCAGGAAGCAAAGUUUUAUUGUCAAAGGAAAAGAAAUGAGAGCAUUUUUUCGCCUUUUAGAAGAUGAAGUAGUACAAGACUUUUUGGAGGCUGACAGUUGCAUUAAAAUAUCUGAUAAGUAUCUCAUAGCCAUGGUUUUUGCAUACUUCAAAAGAGCUGAUCUGAAAAUCAGAGAAUAUACAAGAACAAACUUUUUUGUAGCAUUGUAUUUAGGUAAUGACAUGGAAGAAGAUGAAGAAGAGGACAAGUAUGAGAUAUUUCCUUGGGCACUUGGUCAAAAAUGGCAGGACAAAUUUCCAAGAUUCCUCAGAAAGCGAGAUCAUCUAUGGGCAAAGAUUAACUACAUGGCACUUGUUAGUAAACGAUGCUGUGAAGAGAUUAUGGCAAUAGAUAUCAGUCAUCCAGUUUGGAAACGUAGCAGAGCUUUACAUCAUGCAGGAGCUAUCAGAAGUUACAUGAAGGAUCCUGAUGAUGAUGGCUAUCCAAGAGGUCCUCAUGCUUCCCCAAAACGUUGUGAAGAGUGUGAUCAUGACAGUCAGUAUGAUUCUGCUAGUCCUGCCAGUGCAUCAUGGUACAUUUCUUCAGGUGACAACUCGCCUGACGACAUCUUUAUUGAUCCUAGAAAAUCAAGAUUUGAUAUGAAUAGACUGAAGAAAACUUUACAAGAAGAUGAUGAUGCAUGGCCAUCUGUUGAGGAGUAAACAUAAACUUCAAGUAGUACCAUAUAAUGUGAUACUGUUUAAAUAUGGACAAUAUUGUAUACAAAUGUUCAUGUAGUGAAAAAUCUGUGAUAAUUAUGAGUUCAGUACAUUAUAUUAUGAAAAUAGACUUGCUCUUAUGCUUUAAGAGCUGAACACUGUUUAAAAGCAAAGAGACAAUUGUAUAUUUGUGUCCGUUGUAUCAGUUUUCACACUUAACUAACUAAACAAGCCAAGGCUUUGUAAAACUGCUUUCAGGCCUAUAAAAUCUAUCUUCUCUACAAGUUGAUAUUAGAAUAAAACCAUUUUUUUUUGUUUUGACCAGUGGAUUUAAAUGUUGUUGUGAAGACUGCUAUGAACUAUGAUCUUCUUUAAAAAAAACUUUAAAUGAAAUUCUAUGACAAACAUCAAUUGUUAUUAUAUCUAUCAUCCAUUAUGGUAAAAUAAGAAUCAAUGACAUACAGUUUUAUGUUAUAUAGUUCUGACACUAGAGGCUCUUGUGUAGCUUAAAGAUGAUUUUUUCUGAUCUAGUAACCAUUUAUAUAAGAGCCAAGUUUACAAAUAGUAUAUAAAUAUUGUAAAACUAUGUCUCCACAUGAAGCAAACACUAAAAACUAAGCUAAUGGACAGUGCCCUAAUCUAGAAAAAAAUAUGCUGUAAAAUGUAAUAUAUCUGGCCAAAAAUUAUGAAGUGCAAUAAAUGUAUAACUGUCUUCACAUAAAUUUAUUUUGUUUCUUAUGAAAAUUAAAUGGCAUGAAAUGAAUUCAAUAUUGAUGAAAAAAAUGCAUUUAUAGUGUGAAAAUUAAUACUUGUGUUAAACCAUUCCUUUUACUUUUUUAUUUACAUGGAUUUUUAUCAACAACAGCAAAAUUUUAACAAUUCCUGCUGUCAAUGUCUAUGUUAUAUUUUAUUUUCAAACAAAACUUUUGAAGAGCAUCAUUGUAUUUCAACAUGGUCAAGAAACAGUAAAUGAUUUAUUUAGAUUGUCUAAAUUUCAAUGACAACCUAAAACAUGUAUUUUAACAUAAAUUCAUCAAAAUGUAGAGAGAAAAAUUACCUGCUGUUACAGCUUUACAGUUUUAUUUAAGAAAUGAUGAACAAUCAUGAAAUGAAGUUGGGUAAUUAUUAGUGUUAUAUUGGUAAGGAUAGCCUCAUUUUCAGCAUGAAAAAAACUGUUGGGGAAAAAAUGGUUCUGUCAGGUCUCUAUUACCAUGAUUACUGUCUUUAAAUGUCAGUUUGCAAGCUUAUACCAAUUAUUUCAUUGUUUAUUAAACUAUGACAUAUAUUA